AAUAAAAUCAGGGGCUGAAGCUAUAAGAUUUGACUUUUUUAAAUCAUCCCUUUUUUUCUUUUUUUUUUUUCUAUUUUGAAUAUGUUAUCAUCUACACCACUGAAAUAUAUGCCAAAUCAUCAGCAACUAUAUAGUAUUUCAAAUACUCAACAAUCAUCUAUGCAAACAUCAGUAGACAAGGACUCUAUACUUCUUGAACCAUUCCAUUAUUUAUGUGCUCAUCCUGGUAAAGAUGUCAGAUCCAAAAUGAUUGAAGCUUUUGAUCUUUGGCUUAAAGUUCCAGAAAAGGAUCUUAAAGUGAUUACUCGAGUGAUCGAAAUGUUACAUAGUGCAAGUUUAUUGAUUGAUGAUGUUGAAGAUGAUUCAGUUUUAAGACGAGGAGUACCGGCUGCGCAUCAUCUCUAUGGAAUUCCACAAACGAUUAACUGCGCCAAUUAUGUUUAUUUUUUGGCUUUACAAGAAAUCAAUACGCUUAAUAAUCCAACCAUGGUGACUAUCUAUACAGAAGAAUUGAUCAAUCUACACCGUGGGCAAGGUAUGGAAUUAUUUUGGAGAGAUACAUUGACUUGUCCUACAGAAGAAGAAUUCUUGGAAAUGGUGGACAAUAAGACUGGAGGACUUUUACGAUUGGCGGUGAAAUUGAUGCAAGCAGCCAGUGCAUCUGAAACAGAUUAUACAGCUUUGGUUAGCAAGAUCGGCAUUCAUUUCCAAGUACGUGAUGAUUAUAUGAAUUUACAAUCCAAAACAUAUGCAGAUAACAAAGGAUUUUGUGAAGAUUUAACUGAAGGCAAAUUCAGUUUUCCCAUCAUUCAUUCUAUUCGAUCUGAUCCAAGCAAUCGUCAACUUUUGAAUAUCCUCAAACAACGUAGUCAAUCUGUCGAACUCAAGCAAUUCGCUUUACAACUAUUGGAAAAAACCAACACCUUUGAUUAUUGUCGCCAAUUUUUAUCAAAGAUGGAAAAGGAAGCUCGUGAUGACAUUCAAUCAUUGGGAGGAAAUCCCAUGUUGGAAAAAAUCAUGAAUAUGUUAUCUGUACCAGUAUAGAAAGGAUGAUUAAAGUUGACAUUCUUCUCUAUAAUUAGUUUCUUUUUUUUUUUAGUUACAUCUUGUUAUGAUUUAUGAAAUAAAAUACGAUCUUUUUUUUUUUUUGUUUUGAAA
Molecule: messenger RNA, 1158 nt
Organism: Halteromyces radiatus
Lineage: Eukaryota; Fungi; Mucoromycota; Mucoromycetes; Mucorales; Cunninghamellaceae
Product: geranylgeranyl pyrophosphate synthase
Exons: 7
Coding region: 82-1044 (320 amino acids)
Biological process (GO): isoprenoid biosynthetic process
Molecular function (GO): prenyltransferase activity
Source: RefSeq, a predicted model, not a curated record